Molecule: messenger RNA, 411 nt
Organism: Alternaria incomplexa
Lineage: Eukaryota; Fungi; Ascomycota; Dothideomycetes; Pleosporales; Pleosporaceae
Exons: 2
Coding region: 1-411 (136 amino acids)
Source: RefSeq, a predicted model, not a curated record
AUGGUAUACAUGUCCGAUAGUCCAGGAUCGAAAUUUCUCGCAGACAGUCUCGACCACACGAUCCGUUUUCAGCGGCACUUGGGUACCCGUAUGAUCAUUUCUACUCAAGAACCGACCACGUCCACAGAUCUUAUUGCGCUUUGCAACAUGACCGUCAUUCAUCGCUUUACGAGCCCUACCUGGUAUGCCGCACUCAGAAGACAUAUCAGCGCCCUUGACAACAACGACGACAAGGCUCUCAUGCAGCGGAUCGAGGGAUUGGAAACCGGAGAAGCGCUUGUGUACUGUCCGAGCACUGUACUCGCGAAGAAUGACGACGGAAGCUUAGCAAAAGCUACGGGCCAACUGCUUAAGAUCAACAUCCGGAAAAGGAUAACGGAAGACGGUGGCGAGUCGAUCAUGGCCGUGUGA